CAAUGCAACAUGCAAGUUGGAAAUACUUUGCUGUGAGCCUCAAAGUUUGCGAUUUACGAAGCAGCAUGAUCAAGAAAUAACUUGCACCGUGGGCGAUAUUUCUGUCAGCCGACGGAAUUCUGAGAUUCUCAUCAACAAGUUACAAGUAGCAAACCAACAACAACGAACCUCGGAAUGUUGGUGUACCAAGACGACGUGUGUGCCUGGAACGCCGUGGACGUCCUGGUCGACGGCCAGCUGCAGCACGGCCACGUGCUGAACGUGAUAGACGGCGGUCUGGUUGUGGAUUUCGGCUGCAGCUCGCAGUUCAUCCCAUACGGGAAUAUCUUCGAGUGCCUCCGCGCGACCGACCACCCCUACCUAAAAUACAGACCCCCAUGGCGCUGGCAUGCAGGGGACGCCGCGCAAGUACUUCUGCGCGUUGCACCCGACGCCGCCUGGAUAUGGUAUCCAGGAACGAUUGUCGCUCUGGAAGAUUACUGCCAGGAUGAUUCGGUAUUGGUGGAGGUGCAGUUACCAGGCGGAACCGUCAGAGAAGUGCUGUUCUGCCAACAAGUGCGGGUGCCACUGUCCGAGGAGGAUUUGGCGCAGCGGCGGAUUGGGGAGAAGCACUUCGUUAUUCGCUGCUGCCCGUUGCCAGAUGGAUACUGGUCCGCAGGAUCCCCACUUUUCGCCAAGAUCUUCCAGCAUAACUUGCAUGCCAAGCAUGAUGUUCUGUGCAAGACGGUGCUCAGUCGGGAACUGCUCUAUUUGCAGUGUCGCACUGGCAGUCCCCUGGAUGCUGAUGCACUGCAUGAAGUGUUCACUGCAUCGAAGAGUACCCUAGACACCAUCCAUCCGCCACCGCUGGCCGACCAUCAGAUGACGACACCUCAUCGACCGAAUAAAAAGCGCAAAACUGGUGUCAUUCGACGAUUAAGAACCCUGCACGUUGAACUAGUGGUGCAAGUCUUCCAGUCGCUGGACUCCAUCGGGCGCAUCCGUUGCCGGCGUGUCUGUUCGUUUUGGAACCAUCUUCUCACCACCGACGACUACUUCCUCGACGUCCGCGUGUCCGGUCGCGCCGCCGACCUCCCGGACGGUCCGCAGCACGAGGAGAUGCACUGGGUGGUGUCCUGUCUGCUGAAAUGCGUCACCAGCCGCACGCGGACGGUGGUCAUCUCGCAUCUGGAAUCUUUUCGGUGUCUGCGUUGCACCGUUCUGAUCGGCCACAUUCGCCAGGCCGUCCGCCUCCCGGCGCUGAUCUUCUACCAGUGCGAGUUCGGCGGUGACGUUGACCCGGACAUCACUCUCGCAACCGACAUCAAGGACAUGCUGGAGUUAUGGGCGUCGUGCGAUCGCGUCGUGUGGAAGCAGUGCCGCAUCGGGGACGGCGCGGUGCUAGCGGUUAUUGCGCUGUACGCCCUGAACGCCCAGCCGGAAGCCGAGCUGGAGACGCAGCUGUGGGAGCUGGUUGAGCGUAACUUGAUUCUAAAAAAACCACCGGCUUUGCCGAAUUUAGCGGAAAGGAUCGUCGAUUGCCUGCUCAAGAAGCCCCGUAAACAAGUCAAAACGGAAAUUAUCCGGGUGCUGCUGAAUUAUCAGAGUGCCGAUCCGCGUCUUUCCAAUCCGUUCCGCAACCGGAAGUGGCAGCUGUCCGACGUGGCCCGUCUGGAUGUGCAACAGCUAAACCGAGUGACAACGGUCGCGCUCAGUGACGGCAUGGACCCGCAAUCGUAGCUGCAGCAAUACAAUCCUUGUUUUUAUUAGCUCAAGCCAGUCACUUCACCAGUUUGUAACAAAAACAGGAUUAAUCCUCAAAACACAAUCCUCAUUUCCAUCUCCGUUCAGCUGUCGAAAUCGCAAAUUUUUUCUCAUAGCUUCUGCCGCAGAUUUCUGUUUUCUUUGGUUUCCUUAUGUUUGUUCUCCUAAGAAUCCGUACUAGAAGCUAUUUCCCAGAGCCAAGAUUUUUUGAUAUUCAUAAGAAGAAAGAAUGAAGCUGAUGUGUGAAUA
Paramacrobiotus metropolitanus is the source of this 1992-nucleotide messenger RNA. RefSeq lists its product as uncharacterized. Bases 175 to 1719 code for a protein of 514 amino acids. The transcript has 4 exons. Gene Ontology annotation, molecular function: protein binding. NCBI's taxonomy places the organism in Eukaryota, Metazoa, Tardigrada, Eutardigrada, Parachela, Macrobiotidae. The record is from RefSeq and is a predicted model, not a curated record.